AUGAAAAAAGAUAACACCAAUGCUUUCAAGCGCUCGCUGGCCAAGGUGCACAAGACAUGCCUGGAGACGUGGCUGGGCAACCAGGCAAUCGACCAGUGCGAGAUCUGCAAGUAUCACUACAUGACGGCGCGGCGGCCGAAGGGCUUUCACGAGUGGCUCAUGAACUCGAGCACGCGCGAAGACAAGCAGAAUCUGGUGGGCGACAUGGUGGCGCUGCUGCUGCUCACUCCAUUGGUGGUGUUCUCCCUGUGGCUGUGCACCGAGGGCGCCAUCCAGUUCAGCCACGAGGGCUUCCCCACCUGGGAGAGCGCCGGCCUCGUCUUCAUCACCAUCGUGCUCUUCGUCGUCUUCUGCGUGUGGGUCACCCUGCUCUACAGGUACCAUUACACAAUCUGGAAGCAGUGGCGGUCGCACAACUUCCACGUCAACCUCCUAGUGAAGACCAACGCGUCCAUGGGCGACGAUCUGCCCGCGGCCGCCAUGGCGGAGCCAGAGGCCUUGCCCAGUGGAGACAUCGACGAGGGCCUCAGCGCUGUGGUGGUGGAGGAGCUGCCGGAGCUGGACGCAGCCGAAGUAGCGGUGCCGGACAAGGUGAUGGUGGAGUCCCCCUGCACUCCGUCCAAGGAGUCGCCGCCAAAGUCCACCAGCAGUACGCUCAUCAUCUACUCGCCCACCGUCUGAUGAGCGCAGCACAGAGCCCUGCCCGUCGCAGACACCUGCCACCCCAAGGCGUGGUAGUAGCGUCUUUUCACCAGGAGAAGCAGCACUAUCUUCAGU
This is a messenger RNA of Rhipicephalus sanguineus (brown dog tick), 777 nucleotides long. Its product is annotated as E3 ubiquitin-protein ligase MARCHF3. Gene Ontology annotation, biological process: protein ubiquitination. Bases 1 to 681 code for a protein of 226 amino acids. The transcript has 4 exons. The record is from RefSeq and is a predicted model, not a curated record. NCBI's taxonomy places the organism in Eukaryota, Metazoa, Arthropoda, Arachnida, Ixodida, Ixodidae. Gene Ontology annotation, molecular function: ubiquitin-protein transferase activity; zinc ion binding.